Mugil cephalus (flathead mullet) is the source of this 5221-nucleotide messenger RNA. It is a transcript of the gene mpripb, whose product is annotated as myosin phosphatase Rho interacting protein. Gene Ontology annotation, molecular function: actin filament binding. The transcript is spliced from 25 exons. Lineage: Eukaryota; Metazoa; Chordata; Actinopteri; Mugiliformes; Mugilidae. Bases 860 to 4183 code for a protein of 1107 amino acids. Gene Ontology annotation, biological process: actin filament organization. Gene Ontology annotation, cellular component: actin cytoskeleton. The record is from RefSeq and is a predicted model, not a curated record.
UCCCUCUCUCUAUCUCCGUAGGGAUAGAAGAAAAUAAACCCAUUGCUGCUAACCAGGCUAGUUAUGGAACCAUAAGUACUCCGCUUGCCUUCUGUGACUGGCCGAGAGGUGCUUGGCCCGGCACGCAGCGUUUGUAGCUGGCAGAAAAGUGCUCGAAUCGUUUGGGUUUUCGGACCAACUCUUUUUUUAUGUAAAAGUCAAGUUGAAGACACCAGGAGAGGAUUUCAUUAGCCAGCCUCUCUGUGCGCUAGCUAGCUGGGCUAAUCGUAGCCUAGCGAAGGAGCUCUGGAUGAACUUCGCAGGGACCGACUGCUGCGAAUGGGAUAGAAGCCUGCUGCUUACUGCACCUUUCUUUCUGCUUGUACCUUUCGUGGUCUCUAGGAGAGAGACGUAACUGUGUGCAAAUGUUGUUUGGGAGGGCUUACGCCAUCACGUUAUUGAUCUGAGGGGGGGAAAAACCCACGGGCAGGCUAACAGGAUAUUAGCCACCUUCUUGCCACUCCGCUUUGUGGUUGCAGGCCAUGGACUGAAAAGCAUUCAUCACUGACUCGAGUGACGAGAAGGUUGGCUUGAUGGCAGCUAAUUAUUUAUUGGGAGGCAGCAACUGGAUACAGCUAAACGGAGAAGAGGAGCGUUUGCCUUGAACUCCGUCCUCUCCGACAUCAACUCAACUCCCGUUUUUCUUUUUUACUUGAAAAUGCAUCCCGUUGUCGGAGCUUUGUCGAAGUUGGGAUAGAAGAGACGCACAAGAAAACAGCGGGGUUUAUCUCCCCACUGCCGAUCAAGCGUGCACACGGAGAAAUUACCCUAGAUAUUUUUUUUAUAUAUAUUUAUAUAUACAAACAAGAGGAGAGAUAUAAUGUCUACAGCAAAAGAAAACCCUUGCAGGAAAUUCCAGGCGAACUUCUUCAACAAAAGUAAAUGUCAGAACUGCUUCAAACCACGGGAGCUGCAUCUAUUGACUGACCAGGAUUUGACCCAAGCUAAACCUAUUUAUGGUGGAUGGCUGUGCUUGGCCCCUGAGGGAACUGACUUUGACAAUCCUAUGCAGAGAUCCCGGAAAUGGCAGCGGAGAUUCUUUGUGCUGUACGAACAUGGCUGCCUGCGCUUCGCGCUGGACGAAUCGCCAAGCACACUGCCUCAGGGCACUGUAAACAUGAACCUCUGUACGGACGUCAUUGACGCGGAGCCCAAGACUGGCCAGAAGAACUCCCUGUGCAUCAUCACUCCAGACCAGGAGUACUUCAUCAGAGGAGAGAAUAAAGAGAUCAUCAAUGGAUGGAGUGAACAGCUGGUUGUCUACCCCCGGACCAACAAACAGAACCAGAAGAAGAAACGCAAAGUGGAGCCUGCCACCUCCCAGGAGCCAGGUCCAGCAAAGGUAGCGGUGACCGGCUCUGGGAUCCCCGAAGCAGAGAAGGUUCCGGACUCGAGCUCCAUCAUCUGGCAGGAGGAGUUGAAUCAGAGGGAGGCCGAGGGGGCAGCAGUGUGGUCUGCUGCUGACCUGCCUCCAGGAUCACCGCUGCCUCCAGCAGGUGAGUGUGUGUCCAUGGGCCAGGGCUCUGACACUGGUUCAGUGAAUGGCGAUGAGGUGGACCGGGGCAACCUGGCGCUCCACGGCUCAGUACCCCAGGCCCCCAGCGACCUGCUCUCCCCAACGGGCUCCUGCUCCAGCCUGGGAGGAGUCCCCCGCUGCCUCUCCCCAGCCCCCAGCGACCCCUUCCCCUCCGGCAGCUCCCUGCUCUCCAACGGCUCCCAUAUCAGCGGCUCGGUCAGCUCUCUCGACUCUGAUGCCAGCGGCAGUACAGUGACCAGCACCGAAAGCCACCCGGCCAACCAGAGGGGGGGCCACUACAGCCACCAUGACACGCCACGAUCUAGACGGCUGGAGGCCGAGGCCAGAAAGGCAGAGAAGAGGAGCCGGUUCAGGAGCCCUGAGAGACAAGAGAGAGAGGCCGUCCUCAGCCCCGAGAGGAGUCGCUCUGGAGUUAUUGAGAAGUUGGAGGCCUUGGAGCUGGAGAAUCCAGAGAAAAUGGAGGUGGAGGAGUCGGGGAGAAGUGGAGCCAGACAGGGACGGAGUGAGCACAGACGCUUCCAUAGAGAGGAGCAGAGGCAUGACGUGGGUCAGGAUUUCCCCUCCACCCUGCCUCCUCUGAGAAGAGCCAAGUCUUUGGACCGAAGGACCACUGAGUCUGUUAUGACGCCUGAUUUGCUCAACUUCAAGAAGGGUUGGAUGGUGAAGCUGGAUGAGCAAGGACAGUGGAAGAAAUACUGGUUUGUGUUGACCGAUCACAGCCUCAGAUACUACAAGGAUUCAAUUGCAGAGGAGGCCUCUGACCUGGAUGGUGAGAUCGACCUGUCCACCUGUUAUAAUGUAACUGAAUACCAGGCACAACGCAACUACGGUUUUCAGAUUCAUACCCAGGAAGGAGCACACACUCUGUCAGCUAUGACAGCAGGAAUACGCAGGAACUGGAUCCAAGCAGUCAUGAAGAAUGUCCGACCCUCCACGGCCCCUGAUGUGGCCAGCUCGACUGAGGAUCAUGGCUCGUUCACUCCUUUGGAGGGUCUGAUCAGACCAGACGUCACUCAGGACUCUCCUUCCUCCGAGGCCUCGUCUGUGGAGAGGGAAUCCGCCCCGGGCGUCGUGAAGAGCAGAGCGCGCGAACGCAGACGAGAAGGCCGCUCUAAGACUUUUGACUGGGCAGAGUUCAGACCCAUUGCCCAGGCUUUAGCUCAACAAAGGGCACAAGAGGCUGAAAACCUCCAGGCAGAGAUGGGAGAGCGUAGUAAAAGAAGAGAGGACAGACGGAAGAGGUAUGAGUCUGUUACGAGCCCAGACAACACAUCUGUUAAAGAAGGAGGGAGGACUGACUAUGAGAGCGGCGACGGAGUCGAAACCAACGAUCCAUUGGGUCCUAUUUCUGCGGAGAGGGUGGAGGAAGUGAUUGAAGAACACUGGCGACAGGUGGAGAAGACACCCAUACGGGAUGAGAGGAGGGUGCCUCUGCCUACCACAGUGCAGUCCAGAGAGAGCACAGAGCUGGAGAAGCUGCUGGACAAUUACAAGCAAGGGAUGGAGGACCUGAAGGCGCAGUUGGAGAGCUGUCACCAACAGCUUCUUGACUCAAACAAGCACAAGCAGGGACUGGAGCUCCAGUUGAGAACAGCUCUGGAGAGAGAGCAGGACAUCCGGACUGGUUACAUCUCUCCGCUGGAGCACCCUUUGGGUCUGGAGGCUGAUGUGACGCCCCAGACGAAGAGGCCUGAGCUGGCCACCUGCGAGAGGGGCUUUGCCGCCAUGGAGGAGUCCCAUCAGAAGGUGAUCGACGAGCUGCAGAGGAAACACCAGAGAGAGCUGGAGAACCUGCAGGAGGAGAAGGAGAGGCUGCUGGCAGAAGAGACUGCAGCCACCAUUGCUGCAAUCGAAGCAAUGAAAAACGCCCAUCGGACGGAGCUGGAGAAAGAGCUGGACAAGGCUCGCAAGGCCAACAACAACGUAGAGAACGCAGACAUGGAGGAGAUCCGCAGACAGCAUGAGGAGGAGCUGUGUUCCUUCCAGCGGGAGAUCGAGGUGUUGUCUGAGCAGUAUUCCCAGAAGUGCCUGGAAAACGCCCACCUGGCUCAGGCGCUGGAGGCCGAGAGGCAGGCCCUCAGGCAGUGUCAGAGAGAGAACCAGGAGCUCAACGCUCACAACCAGGAGCUCAACAACCGUCUGGCUGCAGAAAUCACUAAGAUGCGCUCCAUGACAUCUGAGGACGGACUGGGAGAGACACACAUCACAAUACAAGGAAAAGAGCUCUAUGAGUUAGAAGUGAUGCUGAGGGUGAAGGAGUCUGAGGUCCAGUAUCUGAAGCAGGAAAUCAACUCCCUCAAAGACGAACUCCAAGCUGCCCAAAGAGACAAGAAAUAUGCAACAGAUAAGUACAAAGACAUCUACACAGAGCUGAGUAUAGUCAAGGCCAAAGCAGAGCGGGAUCUGGGCCGGCUCAGAGACCAGCUACAGCUGGCCCACGAGGCGCUGGGGGAGCCGUCACUGGAGGAGGUGGAGAGAGGAGGAUACGAUAUCAUGAAGUCCAAAAGCAACCCCGACAUCCUCAAGAUGGCAGCGGCUGCAGCCAAACGCUCAGAGCGCACCAUGAGGUCAAAGUCUGUGAAUCGUGACAUGCCCUGGGACAGUUAGGGCUGCCGAGGACGUGUAGGCCUCCUUCCCCCUCUCCUUUAGAGUCUGAAGGAAGGACUGACAGCGGAGCAGAGACUCCACCUGUUUGAAAAUAAAGACACGAAGGAGUUCUGACAGUGACAUGUCAUGUCUGCCUACCUUGCUGCAUGUUUAGAAGUCCACUAUAUUUUAGCUCUGUAAUGACUUAUUUAGUAACACUACACACUGGUCACCAACACAGAUCAUAUAUUAUUAAAAAAAACAUGGUAUGAAGUUUGAAUUUCAUGUCUAGAGUUUGCAUUCCAUGCACUUCAGUUAACUGUGACAUUUUUUGUAUUAUUGACUUUUCUUUGUUCUUUUUUUGCGAUGUCUUACUGUAAAUAGUGUUUUUAAAUGAGCAUCUGUCAUGCAUACACUAAAACUAUGACUGUGUAAGCUACUGUUUUAACUCUAGACUGUUGCUAGCCAAAGGCAUAAAUGUGACGUCCAACGGCUAAACACAACUACAUAUUAAUGAGUAAUACUUGCAUAACAAAACUACAGGAAUGAGUCUAGCGUUCUGGCUGCACGUUAACGCUCCACCACUCCGUUAUUAUUCCAGCACAGAUGUAAGUGUUGCUCAGUGAACAAGCUAUGGAACAAAAGUGCUCGUCUGCAUCAGAAAACCCAAGUACCUACCCACGUUGCUUUUAUCGCCUGACUUCAAAAAUAACAUCAAAGAUGUUCCCUACAGUCUUUAGAAAAAAAUCUGAGCUACCCAUGGAAAAGCAACAGCUGGAUUCAUAUGGAUGGGAUUCACUGACUAUAAUUUAAAUAUAUAUAUAUGAAAAUUUAUAUAGUUUUUUUUUCUCUCACUGCAAUCAUUGGUCCAGCUGUGUAAGAGUUGUUGGAGUUGGUUUAUGUUUGUAGUCUUGUUCAGUGGCAGUCCCUUUGUAUUUAUUUAAAUGGUUGGGAUUUUCUUUCACAUUCCCAUUCCUCUGUACUCUAUUAUUGUAAAUAUAAAGCAAAUAUACACCAACUGACUACAGGUUUAUUAGCAAUAAAUAUUUUUGCACCCUU